Neltuma alba is the source of this 1344-nucleotide messenger RNA. Its product is annotated as epoxide hydrolase A. Lineage: Eukaryota; Viridiplantae; Streptophyta; Magnoliopsida; Fabales; Fabaceae. The transcript is spliced from 3 exons. Bases 10 to 966 code for a protein of 318 amino acids. Gene Ontology annotation, molecular function: catalytic activity. The record is from RefSeq and is a predicted model, not a curated record.
UUAGAGGAGAUGGAGGGAAUUCAGCACAGAACAGUGGAAGUGAACGGCAUCAAAAUGCAUGUUGCCGAGAAAGGAGAAGGUCCCGUGGUGUUGUUCCUCCAUGGCUUCCCGGAGCUCUGGUACUCCUGGCGCCACCAGAUCCUCUCCCUCAGCUCCCGAGGUUAUCGCGCCGUCGCCCCUGACCUCCGUGGCUACGGCGACACCGACGCCCCUCCUUCAGUCUCCGACUACACCGUCUUUCACAUGGUUGGUGACCUUAUUGCCCUUCUCGACUCUAUGGCCGUCGAUAAGGUCUUCCUUGUGGGCCAUGAUUGGGGAGCUCUCAUCGGUUGGUAUCUCUGUAUGUUUCGUCCAGAGCGAGUCAAGGCUUAUGUCUGCCUCAGCGUCCCCUUACUCCGCAGAAACCCCAAAGUGAAGACCCUCGAUGGCUUGCGUGCCUUAUAUGGUGACGACUAUUACAUGUGUCGAUUCCAGGAGCCGGGCAAGGCGGAGGCGGAGAUGGCCAAAGUUGGGGCUGAACAUGUAUUGAAGAACGUUUUGACGACUCGCAAAACGGGACCCCCCAUCUUCCCAAAGGGGGAAUAUGGAGUUGGAUUCAAUCCUGAUACUCCCCAGAACUUGCCGUCCUGGCUCUCUCAACAAGAUCUUGCUUAUUUUGUUUCUAAAUUCGAAAAGACAGGCUUCACUGGAGGCUUGAACUACUACAGAAAUAUCAACUUAAAUUGGGAGCUGACAGCGCCAUGGAGCGAGGCGCAAGUGAAAGUACCAGUGAAGUUCAUAACGGGUGAGUUGGAUAUGGUAUAUACUUCUAUGGGGGUUCAGGAUUAUAUUCGUGGUGGUGGAUUCAAGGAGCUUGUGCCAAAUUUGGAGGAAGUAAUUGUGCAGAAAGAUGUUGGUCACUUCAACAACCAAGAAGCUGCGGAGGAUAUUAGCAACCACAUUUAUGACUUCAUUAAGAAGUUCUGAUGUUAUUUAUGACUUUUUAUAUCUAGGAUAUCCAGAAUUUUCUUUAGGAUCAAUAUCGUCCUAAAAGUUUUAAAAAAGAAGAAAGUCACUCAGUCAAAAAUAUUAGUUGGCAACGAAAGUUUGUUUGUUUUUUUUUUUUUUAAUAAUUAGGGUGAAUUUGGCUCCCUUUUUUGACACUUCUAGGAGAGGGCGAUAUUAAUCUUAAAAAAACUUUUAAAUAUUUACAACUUAUGUGUGAAAGCUUUGAAAUAAAACUGUACCUUGAUCGGGCUUCGGCUCCCUUCUCUGCCCAAUAAAAAACAAAAACUGUCCCUUGAUCCUAUCUAAUAAAUAUACUUCCAUGAUAGAUCACCGUUUAUGUAGGUGUCAGUUCGUUAA